This is a messenger RNA of Acaulospora morrowiae, 388 nucleotides long. The record is from the annotation of a GenBank genome assembly. Lineage: Eukaryota; Fungi; Glomeromycota; Glomeromycetes; Diversisporales; Acaulosporaceae.
ACCUAUACGUCACGAACGACGAAGCACAUCGCGACCAAGGUUCCAACGGAAAGAAAAAAAAGAAGACAAGAAUAAUGAUAACCCAAAGAUCAAAUACCGGGAUGCUGCCAUAAUCAGAACCAGUGGAGUUUCCUUUACACUCGAAGAUGAAAAGAUUGAUAACCGAAUCAGCGAAAAAGUGUAUUCUUUGCUCGUGUUUCUGGACGGACAUCAAGAUAGUGGGACACUGUCAAUAAUUGGAGAGGAGGAUGGUGGAUUUCCGAACUCAGUAACACCUAAAGCUAGCGACCUAACGCUUGAAAGCCUUUGUCUUUAUAAAAGUGAGGAUGAGUUCGAUUCAAUCGACCUAGGAGAACCCACAUGCAAUGGCAUGACAGCUCCAAUAUGA